UGCGUAGUUGGGGUAGGGAUAGCGCAGCGAGCUUGACUUCAGCCGCACCAAUUGAAGUGUCCAUGCAGGAGCGGUGUGGACUUGGACUGGCCACCCGGAGAUGGUCUAAACAAAUGCGCUUUCGCCUCUCACCCAGCUCCAAGACGGCGUGCCACCAUGUUGACAAGGCUAUUCAGCGAGGUUCUGCCGGAUGUCCAGAAGCUCUCGGGUUGGGUGGAGAACAGCGAGGGCGAGGACUCCAAAACCAAGGAGGCAGACAUGGGUCCCGUGCAAGACGACGACUUGGAUGACGGCCACGCCAGAGAGGGAAGCAGCCGGGAUCAGUCCGAGAUGGCUGGGGAUGACGUCGACGAUGAGGACUGUGGUGAUGAGAACGAGGGGGAAGACACAGCCGAAAAGCCCGGGCCAAAGAAACGCAAGAUGACGCCAGCACGAAUUGAGCGCUCCAAGAUGCGACGUCAAAAAGCCAACGCACGAGAGAGAACGCGUAUGCACGAUUUGAACUCUGCGCUGGACAAUUUGCGCAAAGUAGUCCCCUGUUAUUCCAAAACGCAAAAGCUCUCAAAGAUAGAGACGCUGAGACUGGCCAAGAAUUACAUUUGGGCGCUCGGGGAGAUCUUGCGCAAUGGGAAAAGGCCAGAUGUAGUAUCCUACGUGCAGACACUGUGCAAGGGCCUGUCCCAGCCCACCACAAAUCUAGUAGCUGGUUGUCUGCAGCUAAACUCUCGGAACUUCUUGACAGAGCAGUGUCCUGACGGGGCCCGGUUCCAUGUCCCCAACUCCUCUUUCUCCGUGCACCCUUACUCCUACCAGUGUCCCCGUCUGUCUAGCCCUCAGUGCCAACCCGGCUCCAGUCGGCAUAUGAGGACCCAUAACUACGGCUACGGCGACGCGGUCUACCCAGGGACAAUCUCCCCAGAGUACGACAGCCCAGACUAUGGGGGCCAUCACAGCUCGCCUGUGUGCGUCAACGGCAACUUUUCCGUGAGUCAACAGGAGUGUGGGUCGCCGGACACAGACAUGAACUAUCACUAUGCUAUGCACUACUCUGGACUGUCUGCUUCGCGCGCUACUGCUGUCCACGGACUAGCGUUCGGCACAUCGGGAGCGCGCAGCGGUUCCGCGCACUCUGAAAACGUGCCGCCGCCAUUUCAUGACAUGCACUUAUUACACCAUGACAGGACGCCCGUGUACGAGGAUCUUAACGUCCUUUACCACAACUGAAUUCACCAAAACCCUAACAACCCACCGGACCCCUAAAUACCCAACUAAAAAUCGUAACGUUAGGCUAUAAUAGCCUAUCCAUUUUGACACUGGAUGCGGUUUUUAGAAAACGGAAGGUGUGGUGGCAGGAAUUGAGAGAGAAAUACCAAUAUUCUCAAUGUUGGUUCUCUGUUUUAUUGAUGUCGUUCCUGAAUUGUCGUUAUGCACAUUUGAAGUUAAGUGGUGGAGAGUUUAGGUGCUGUAAUAGAGAAAUGUAGCAACCUCCACAAACAGGUAAGGCACACACAAACAGCGAGAGUGUCAUGAAUGCUCAUGUUUUUUAUGUUGUGUUUGUGUCUAAUUUAUGUAUUUAAGGCUGGUAUAUUGGGGCAGCCUGUUCUGUCCUCUGUAUUUCAGACGAAAUCAAGACGAUGUGUAAGGCCCUCUAUGGAUCUACAAAAAGGUAUCCCAAUACCCGCCAUAACAUGGGUGUGUGUACACUCUUUCAAAAGUACUCCUCGUUGAGAGACCAGACAUUGAAGGGAUGUAUAAGAAUUCUUCAAAUUUACUCCUCAUAUUAAUUCACACACUAAAACUUUUUACACCACUGUGCCUACGCAGACCAUGAUGCUGGCUUGGAUAUUUUGUUCUUACAUUGUUUAUUCCGUCACAUUUUCAGCAGCUUAACAAGACCAUCAUCACUGUAAAAAAUGACCCACGGGCUUAGUAAAUAUUGCAAAAGAAAAUCAAUGAUUUUGACUUCAAAUAAAAGGUUUCUGGUUUUACUUCA
Oncorhynchus keta (chum salmon) is the source of this 1993-nucleotide messenger RNA. RefSeq names its product neurogenic differentiation factor 2-like. Lineage: Eukaryota; Metazoa; Chordata; Actinopteri; Salmoniformes; Salmonidae. The transcript has 4 exons. The coding region runs from base 157 to 1224 and encodes 355 amino acids. Gene Ontology annotation, molecular function: protein dimerization activity. The record is from RefSeq and is a predicted model, not a curated record.